Messenger RNA from Trichophyton rubrum CBS 118892, 675 nucleotides. RefSeq lists its product as uncharacterized. The transcript has a single exon. The record is from RefSeq and is a predicted model, not a curated record. Bases 1 to 675 code for a protein of 224 amino acids. NCBI's taxonomy places the organism in Eukaryota, Fungi, Ascomycota, Eurotiomycetes, Onygenales, Arthrodermataceae.
AUGCUCUGCGGAAUAUCUCGAAUAUCACCACGGUCUAUCAUUGCAACUGGAAUCUUCUUUAUCACCGCACUGGUCACUGCAAAUCUUGGAAUUGGAGCGACCGUCUCGCCCUCACCAGACGGACACCCAGCUUACUUGCCGGUCUACCCAUCCACAGAUGAAGUUGCAUUCAUGUUCUCUACCGUUGCCAUUUCCCAGGUAGUCAAUUCGUUCCUAGUUCCAGCUCUCUUGCCCCGUUACACCAAUUCAAACGUGGUCUACAGUUGCAUUGCAGGGCUCCAAUUCGGUCUAGGCUUGCUUAUAACUGGCAUGGCAAAUCCAGAAAAGGUCCUUGGUUUCUUCAACUGGUUUGAUUCUUCCAAGUUUGAUCCAUCUCUUGCGCUUGUCAUGGUAUUCGGUGUCGGACCCAGUCUUUUAUCUUAUUUAUAUAUGAAAACGGAGUGCGGCAACGAAGAUGGUUUGAAACCACCACUUCUGGCUGACCGAUUUAGCCUACCAACUGCUACAGUAGCAGAUAUUGAUUGGAGGUUUAUGGUUGGUUGCGUUGCGUUUGGUAUUGGAUGGGGACUAAGUGGUGUUUGUCCUGGCCCCGGAUUGUUGAGAUCGGCUCUCUCACCGCUUUGGGGAGCACCAUGGCUCGCUGGCUUCUGGCUGGGUAGCCUCCUUGGAAUUUGA